Molecule: messenger RNA, 846 nt
Organism: Pseudozyma flocculosa PF-1
Lineage: Eukaryota; Fungi; Basidiomycota; Ustilaginomycetes; Ustilaginales; Ustilaginaceae
Exons: 2
Coding region: 1-846 (281 amino acids)
Source: RefSeq, a predicted model, not a curated record
AUGUACUGGCUCCUCAUCCUCCCACUCAGCCUCGUGCUGGGACUGCACUACAAAUCCCUCCCCUUUGCAUGGCACAUCCGUCUAUUCUGGAUCGCCAUCAAGGCGCGGUACCGCACCACCCCCCCGCUCUUCCUCGCCCGCACCUCCCCGCGCAUCUCGCGGUCAACACCCCACCUCCUCCUCGAUAGCCUUCCGAUCGGGGUCGACGUGUUCGACGACCGCGUCGUGGAGCACUUUAAGGUCGGCUUCGACGACGGCGACUUCCUCGGCCACCUCAGCAACUCGUGCUACCCCAAGAACCUCGACUACGUACGCAUGAGCUAUGCCAUGCAGCGUCUCCCCGUCUUUGCUAGGGAUGGAGGAUGGACCGCCCUGGCCGCGAUUCAGUUCAAGUUCCUUCGUGAGAUCCCCAUCGGAAAGCGGUACAGCGUGCGUGUAGGCGUACUCGGCUGGGACGACAAGUGGUUCUACGUCCGAUCCGAGUUCUACACGACCUUGCGCUCCAAGAAGAUCGACGAGGAUCAGGAGACGAUCCACUGCGAAGCGACGUCGCGCCACUGCUUCAAGUACCGCCGCCGCACCAUCCCGCCCUGGCUCGUCUUCGCCACUGCGGGCUACUCGCCCCGCUCCAGCGCCGACCGCCGCGUCAACUGGGAAAAGACCGAGGGCGUCCGCCUUUCGCUCGCCAAGAGGUCGCGUGGCGGCAAGGUCAACCUGCUCGAUGCGUGGUCCAGGAACGUUGGGACGGAGAGGGAGGAGGAGUGGAUGAGGAAAGAGUUUUGGGACCUCGCGGGUUGGGAGGAUCGGAGGAAGGUUGCGACUGACGAGAUCACACUGUCGAUCUAG